Messenger RNA from Menidia menidia (Atlantic silverside), 2858 nucleotides. NCBI's taxonomy places the organism in Eukaryota, Metazoa, Chordata, Actinopteri, Atheriniformes, Atherinopsidae. The record is from the annotation of a GenBank genome assembly.
GAAAGGACCGGGGAACAGCUUGGUCGUACCUGGUCCUCCAUUAUUCCUCCCCUGAACCGGAGGCGGGGGGAGUGCGUUUCAAAAAAAGUCGCGAGACCGGCAUUGUUUCCCAUCCCGAUGGAGGCGGCCGUGUGGAGCCCCGCGGUCAUGACGGAGGUGGACUGCAACAGCAACAGCCUGAACGCCGAGCUGGAGGUGAAGAAGCUCCAGGAGCUGGUCCGGAAGCUGGAGCGGCAGAACGAGCAGCUGCGGACCCGGGCCGUCGGCGGCCCGCUCGCCGGUGCCUACCGCCUCCCGAGCCCGCUGCCCACCCUGCUGUGCCCCCAGUCCUCUCUGGGUUCGUUCUCCGCUACUCCUCCUCCUCCUCCGCAGCCCUUCGACUAUUUCCACCUCCCGUACAGCCUCGGAAACGCGGGGGAGGAGGAGGAGGAGGACGAAGAAGAGGAGGACGAGUCCGAACCGUCGGUCCUGGACGACCUGGAGCUUCUGGACUUGGAUUCCUUGAGCUACUCGGACGAGUCUGACGAAACAUGGUUGUACGCCACAUCAAAGGCCAGAGAGGCCCCGGGCGAGUCCCUCUCCCCUCUGCAGUGGUGCCGGCAGGCUCUGGACAGCCCCGUAUCUGAGGUGGAGGCCGCCAGGAGGUCGCUGUCCCUCCGGCUGGAACAAGUCUCCAGGUGGCGCAGCUCCCUCUCCAGCCCCUCUCCCUCCUCUCCCUCAGGCGGCCAUGCUCUGACCCGAGCGUCUCCCAUCAGGGCCUCCCCCUCAGCCAAACCCUGCUCCACCCCCCAGCCGCCAGAAGGACACGCUCCACCCCUCUCCUCCCCGCUCCACCCAGUCCUCCAUCGCGCCCUUAGCCCCGUAGGGAAGGAGCUCUCCCCUGUAGCUGAGCGGACUCCCACCUUCUUCCCUCACCCCACCAUUCGAAGCCGCAGCCUCCGGCGCUCGGCGCUCAGCCCGCAGUCUUCCGUGGACAGCGACUUUGGCGCCUCGGAGGCGGAGGAGGACUCCAUCUGCCUGGGAUACAAACUGCAGGACCUCACCGACGUCCAGGUCAUGGCCCGGCUGCAGGAGGAGAAUCUCAGAGCCCACCGCUACUUUAGCUUCAUUAACCCCAGGAGGCAGGACUACGCCAGCACGUCCUCCAUCCUGGCCAACCGCCGCAGCCAGAGCUUCACCUUCCCGCUCAGCCAGCUCAGCGCCGGCCGCGGCCUGGAGGAGGAAGACGAGGAGGACGACGAAGACUACGGCCUCCUGCCGCCCCCGCAGCCGCGCCUCACCCGCCUGCCGCACUCCCACACCUUCUCCAGCAUCCGAGACUGGCGAAGAAGCACCAGCUCCCUGUGCACCCCUCCUUCCACGCCCUCCACGCCGCCCUACCCCUCCGCCGGCUUCGCCUUCCAGGCCCAGCUGCUGGGGCUGGGCAGCCCCCGCGGAGCCGAGCAGCCGGGCCUCAGAGCGGGAUCAGAUAAGCUGCGGAGGAGCAUGCCUAACCUGGUGAGGGCUCCCAGUGUGGCCCUCCCCAGCUGUCCCAGCAGUCCCAGCAAUCCCAGCGCUUCCCCGUCUUUGCUUCGUAACAGCCAGAGCUUCGACUCCUCCGGCGCACUGACCCGCCUGCAGUCCUCCAUCCCCUCCCCAGUCCCUCUUCAAAACAGGGUCCAGAGCGUAGGGAACUUCUCCUCGUUGUCACGCCAACCGUUGAAGGCCACCGCCUACGUCAGCCCCACCAUCAAAGGCCCGGCCUCCACCAGCCUCCAGUCCCUGAGCGGCAUCCCGCUGCUCAGCAAGCAGCUCAGCCCCGGCCUGACCCCGCCCCGCAGCGGCCUGCCCCGCCCCGCCUCCUUCGUGUUGACCGGCGCCCCCGCCCCCCGCAGCAAGGCGGCCCAGCCGCGAAGUUUACUGACCCCUCCAAAGAGCCUGUCCACCCUCAGUGCCCUUCGUGACAGCGCCUGGAGGGACGGCUGCUACUGACCGACACACGGGCGGUGCAGCGGAGCCCCCGCUGGCCGGGGACGCCGGCCGCACCCCCCCACCCCCAACCCCAACCCUAGAGGCUCAACGGGUUUAGACCAAAAAGGGACUGAGGUGAUGACCUUAAAUCUGAGAUUCUGCAUAGAAUCAUCGGAAGUUCUAUGCAGAAUUUCUUCGGAGAAGGCGGGUAUUUUAUUUAGUUUGUUUGUUUUCGUGGAUCCGAGCACACGACGGCUUGUGUGAACCAGAGGGGGCUGUUCCCGGUAGGUCCUGUGCAAUAAACCGCUGGCUGUUGUUUUCCCUGUGAUGCUAAUCUGUGAAAGAGGGCUGCCAGUUUUUAUUAAAUAAAUAAAUAAACGUUUAAUGCUAUUUAUAUAUUUAUUUUAAAUAAACAAUGAUGAUUCAUCAGGUUUGUGUGCUAUGGCAAAAAGUGCCAGUGAUGCUGCUAAAGUUAAAUCUGUCAGUUUGGUCUCAUUUUUACGGGAUAUUUGCGUACGGAACUGACAUCCACGUCUGUAAAUUGGUGCAAUAUUUAAUAUUAUUGUUCUUUGGUCACAAUUUGUAAUAUCUGAAUGUGUUUGAUGGAACGUCUAACGACAACGUCACCAAACUAAGACUCACACACUUUGUUGGAGAGGGAAGUCCAAACAGUUGUUUGCACUUUGUGGGAAACUCACUUGUGUUUUUGUUUUCUAUUUGCCAAUGUUUACACUUUUGUCAACGUUUGUUUUUCUGGAAUAGUAUAACACGGUUGUACAGGCACCUAUUUGUUAGAUUUCACCGUUUUUUAAACUAACGUUAUAGCGUCUCGUCUCUUGCACCUAUUUCACUUUUGUAACUAUGAAGUAUUGAAUGAGAAGCCUUUUAAUAAAACGCACUAAACUGAA